Agrilus planipennis (emerald ash borer) is the source of this 1231-nucleotide messenger RNA. Its product is annotated as aldose reductase-like. The record is from RefSeq and is a predicted model, not a curated record. NCBI's taxonomy places the organism in Eukaryota, Metazoa, Arthropoda, Insecta, Coleoptera, Buprestidae. Gene Ontology annotation, cellular component: cytosol. Gene Ontology annotation, molecular function: aldose reductase (NADPH) activity. Bases 5 to 1078 code for a protein of 357 amino acids. The transcript is spliced from 5 exons.
AGUUAUGUACACAAGCUACGUGAAAUUCUGGCUAGUUGCUUUAGUAGCAUUCGUAGCAUUCAUAGCAUAUCCGCUGUUGGACGUGCAUUCCUAUUUUUGUAGUAAAAAAGCUGUUGCAAUGGUUAAUCCGAAUCUAGUACCAAAGGUGAAAUUGAACAACGGCUUGGAAAUUCCAAUUUUUGGCUACGGCACAUGGAGAUCUCCACCCGGAGAAGUAAAGCAAGCUGUAAAGGAUGCAAUAGAUGCCGGCUACAGACACAUUGAUUGCGCAUGGGUUUACCGAAACGAAAAAGAAGUUGGUGAAGCGAUCAAGGAAAAAAUUGAUGAGGGUGUUGUCAAAAGAGAAGACCUUUUUAUAGUCAGCAAACUAUGGAGUACCUUUCACAACCCGAAAGCUGUCGAACCAGCACUUAAGGAGUCCUUAACCGCUUUGGGAUUAGACUAUUUGGAUCUAUAUUUGAUGCAUAAUCCUUUGGAUUUUAAACCAGGGAAUGAAAUAUAUCCAACAGACGAAAGCGGCAAACUCAUUGAAGAAGGUGUUGAUUAUGUUGAUACGUGGAAAGCAAUGGAGGAGGUCUACAAGAAAGGGCUCGUCAAAUCAAUUGGAAUAUCCAAUUGUAAUAAAAGGCAGAUCGAAAGGAUUCUUCAAUUGACUACAGUUGUACCAGUUACCAAUCAAGUUGAGUGCCAUCCGUACUUUAACCAAAAGAAGCUCCUUGAAUUUUGCAAAUCAAAAGGAAUUACAAUUACCGCAUACAGUCCACUUGGAUCCCCGUCUCAUCCAUGGGAAAAACCAGGCGAUCGAAGGCUACUAGAUGACCCCAAACUAAAAACUAUUAGCGAGAAGUAUAAGAAAACCCCCGCACAAAUAGUAAUUAGGUGGCAAAUCCAGAGAGGUGUGAUAACCAUCCCAAAGUCACUUAAUAAGAAGAGGAUUCAAGAAAACAUCGACGUGUUUGAUUUUCAACUAACUCCAGAAGAUGUUAAGUACAUCGACUCUUUAGAUUGCAACGGCAGAAUAUUCCCGUUAGAAAUGUGGGCAACACACCGCAAUUAUCCUUUCAAAGAUGAAUACUAAAUUGAAAAUUGGGAGUAACUACCUAUUUCACAUAAGAAAAGUGACACCUUCGUUUUUACGUAAAUUCUACUCAGGUUUUAAAACACAACAUGUAUUAUUGUCGUUGUAUUUUAUCUAUAUUUCGUGUUAAUAAAUGUCGUAAUAUAUGUGUAA